This is a messenger RNA of Plasmodium gonderi, 378 nucleotides long. NCBI's taxonomy places the organism in Eukaryota, Apicomplexa, Aconoidasida, Haemosporida, Plasmodiidae. The record is from the annotation of a RefSeq genome assembly.
AUGAUUAUUUUAUAUAAAUGUAAAUUUAUAAUUAAGCAUAUUGAUAAUAAUAAAAUUAAUUUAAAUUCUAUUUUAAAUGUUAAAUUUAAAAUAUAUAAUAUUAAUAUUAAUUUUUUAAAUAAAAAAAUAAUGGAAUAUAUUUAUAAAUAUAAAGUAAAUAUAUUUAUUAUUUAUAUUUAUUCUAAUAAAAAUUUUAAAAUAAUAUAUAAUUAUACAAUAUAUAAUUUAUAUAAAAAAUAUUAUAAAAAAUUUAAUAAAAUAUAUUUAGUAAUAUAUAAAAUAUUAUUAUAUAAAAAAAUGCAAUUAUUAUUUUAUAAUAUAAAUCAAUUAUUAUAUAUUAUAAUUAAUAAUUUAAAAAUAAUUAAAUAUAAAAUAUAA